AGUCUGAAGCGAGUGUGCAGAGGAUGCAGUAGAGCAGCUGACCGCAAAACACACAGUGAUAACAAAAACUCCUGAUCAGACAAGUCGAGAUGACGGCCGUGGAGAGUAAAGAGGAGAUCAGCGACACUGACAGCGGGAUUAUCCUGCACUCCGGUCCGGACAGUCCCACAUCUCCGGUGAAGGACCUGACCACUCACACCAGAGCCCUGAAGCUGAAGCACCAGAGUCUGGAGGAGCGUCUGGAGCUCUGCCUGCUGGAGCUGAGAAACCUCUGCAUCAGAGAGGCAGAGCUGACCGGCACGCUGCCCUCAGACUAUCCUCUGAUGCCCGAUGAGAAUCCGCCUCGGGUUCGACGGAGAAUCGGAGCGUCAUUCAAGCUGGAUGAAGGUCUGAUUUGUCUGAAUCAGCAGGAUUCAGAGUUGCAAGCACUGGAGACCGACUUGGCUCUUCACCGGCAGAUUUACGAAGCGGCCCGCAAGCUGUCCCUGGAGGAGAACCUCAGCAAACCGCAGAAGAAGAGUCGGCUGCAGCAGUGCAAGAGAGAGGAGAAGAAAGUGAAGGAGCUGCAGGAGGCCGUGUUUCAGCACAGGGUCAAGAGUGAAUGCAACUCUCCCUGCAUCAUGGGCGGCCAAAACAAAGAUCUGAACAUGUCUGAUGACAGCUCCCUCUCUGAUGUGGUGGCUCUGGAUGAUGAUGUGGACUCCCCUUGCCCCCUUUCACCUCCACCGCUGGGUACAUCCUCCUCGGACCCCCUCCAGCUCUCAGGCAAAACCCAGCGCCCUUCUCCUCAGAGCCAGCACGGCGUGGAGUUCGAACGCUCGCCCAUCCAGAACUCUCCGUGGAAAGAAUCCAGCCUGGACCAGCCUUACCAGAAAGUCCCAAAACCUCAGUCUCCGUGCAGCAGCCGGUCCAGCAGCCCAGCCGGAGCUCCGGUGCCUGCAGAGAGCAGCAGGAUCCCUCUCACUCAGUUCGUCAAGAACUCUGCUCUCCGAAACAGCACCUCCACCAGCGCCCCCUCCACCCCAGAGCUGCUGGUACGCCGCCAGUACUCCCAGUCCUUCAGACUUCCAAAGAAAAAGCCGUUUGCUGGCCUGGAGCGCCUCGGCUCGGACAGCAGUCGGGGGCGAGCCCGGCUGCCGCAGCGCCGCUGCAUGGCCGACUUCAUGGUGCGCUCUCCAGAGUACUCCCCUCUGCGUCCCUACCAGUCCAGCUCUGAGGACAGCAGCUCGGAGCACUCCUCCUCCUCCUACAUCGGCUCUCCUGGCAGAGACGGCCCCACUGAGAUCCCCAAGCUCUGCCCGCCGCCGUACGGGUUCCACUUCGGGGCGCAGAAGAAAGGAGUCUCCGGCUUCACCGGACCGGUGAGGGCGGCGGAAGACGACGGUCCGCUCUCCCCGCAAGACCGGGCGAAGUGCUGCCUGUCUCCUGUGGCGCGCGGUCCUCCCCAGCAAAGACCGUGGCAGGAGGCGGCGGCGUCCUCCUCCCCGAGGAGCGUCCUGAAGCCGCCUCCUCCGUACACCAGGCUGGUGCGGACCCCCUCGCUCAAAGAGUACCCCAACCACGCCAUCAGACUACUGCCCCGCGAGCUGGUGUCCGAGGAGCUGAAGUCCUGGCACCAGAGGAACCAGCUGCAGAAGCUACGGACCAACUGCGGCGAGCAGCAGGGCCCCCUGAGCGUGACCAGCCCCACCUCGCCACACCUGCCUCCGUUCAACCAGGGUUCGGGGAACUUCAUCCUCCAGAGAGCUGCGGACGGGACUCCGGUCCAGUGGUUCGUGGCUGAAGACGCUGAAAUCGUGAGCCAGGUGUAGCCGGCACCGCCACCCUCCUGCAGUAUGCUGAGUCAUUCCUAUUUAUCGCUGUAUUUAUUAAGUCGCUGGACUCUCUGUGAGAUCGUUUGCUGACGCGAUGCAGAAAAACGUGGACCUAUCGGUGAUUAAUUUAAAUGUGUAAGGUGAAAAAAAGCCAGUUUUAUUUAUUUGAAGUUGUUUUUGUGAUUGAUCUGAGGUGAAUUCAGGCUCAUACCUUCUCAUAAAUGUGUCACGCAGACAUGUCUGCUGUUAUUUCAGGCAGUGUUUUUGUGGCUGGGACACAUUUUGCACAUAUAAUUUUCCUUCAGUAGUUUCCACAUAAUUUUCUGGAUUUCUAAUAUAAUUUCACAUUAUGCUUUAUUUAUCUAUUAUUUAAAGUUCCCCCCUCCUUUGCAACAAAGAGACUUUUAACUAAAAUGUGGAUCCAUCUUUGGAGACAGAUUGCUGUUUUUUUAAUAAAUAAAUAUAUAUACAGACAGGUUGAUUGUCUAGAAGUAAGCUGAAUUUUUAACAUAUAUUAUCUCUUGAAUAAUUAAUCACUGAUGCCUUUUGAACGGUGGUUUAUUGAAUGUUUUGACUGCAGUAUGGUGUUUUCUUACUAACCAAGUGAUUGUAUCAGUUUGUGUAAUUUUUUUUUGUAUAUUUAUAAUAAAAAUGAUCAUAAAAGA
This is a messenger RNA of Salarias fasciatus (jewelled blenny), 2479 nucleotides long. It is a transcript of the gene inavaa, whose product is annotated as innate immunity activator a. Lineage: Eukaryota; Metazoa; Chordata; Actinopteri; Blenniiformes; Blenniidae. The coding region runs from base 90 to 1811 and encodes 573 amino acids. The transcript has 10 exons. Gene Ontology annotation, biological process: adherens junction maintenance; positive regulation of protein ubiquitination. The record is from RefSeq and is a predicted model, not a curated record.